Messenger RNA from Musca vetustissima, 813 nucleotides. Its product is annotated as aquaporin. The coding region runs from base 20 to 775 and encodes 251 amino acids. Gene Ontology annotation, molecular function: water channel activity. The transcript is spliced from 5 exons. The record is from RefSeq and is a predicted model, not a curated record. Gene Ontology annotation, cellular component: plasma membrane. Gene Ontology annotation, biological process: transmembrane transport. Lineage: Eukaryota; Metazoa; Arthropoda; Insecta; Diptera; Muscidae.
UAAAUUUAUCUAAAUAAAAAUGGUGGAAAAACUCGACAUGUCAGCCGUAGUUGGUGUUAAGGAUAUCACAGACAACAAAAAGAUCUGGCGACAAUUGUUGGCCGAAUUAAUCGGUACCUUCUUUUUGGUGGUAAUUGGUGUUGGCAGUUGUACUGGUGGUUCAGAAUGGAGUCCAUCUAUACCACAAAUCGCCUUCACUUUCGGUUUGACAGUGGCAACAUUGGCUCAGGCCAUCGGACACAUUAGUGGUUGCCACAUUAAUCCCGCUGUUACCCUUGGCUUCCUGAUUGUUGGUGAAAUGAGCAUUCUGAAGAGUGUCCUCUAUAUGGCUGUACAAUGUGUGGGAGCUAUUGCCGGUGCUGCUGUUAUUAAGGUUGGUGUAUCUGAAGUUGUUUCCGGUGCUAGCUUGGGUGUUUCUGGCUACUCCGCCACCUUGACCGUUGGCCAGGCAGUAUUAAUUGAAGCUUUGAUUACCUUCAUUUUGGUCAUUGUUGUCAAGGGUGUUUCUGAUCCCGGUCGCAGUGAUAUCAAGGGUUCGGCUCCCUUGGCGGUGGGUCUGUCCAUUGCUGCUGGUCAUUUGUGUGCUAUUAAUCUAACCGGUGCCAGCAUGAAUCCAGCCCGUUCCUUCGGCCCCGCCGUUGUCCAAAACAUCUGGACCGAUCACUGGGUCUAUUGGGUGGGACCAUUUGUCGGUGCCAUUGUUGCCGCUGUUAUAUACAAACUCGUUUUCAAAGUCCGCAAGGGUGACGAUGAAGCCAAUUCUUACGACUUCUAAACGAAUUUAGUGAAUUUUUCAGUGGCAACAAAAAAUAA